This is a messenger RNA of Ziziphus jujuba (common jujube), 657 nucleotides long. RefSeq lists its product as uncharacterized. The transcript has 2 exons. Lineage: Eukaryota; Viridiplantae; Streptophyta; Magnoliopsida; Rosales; Rhamnaceae. Gene Ontology annotation, cellular component: membrane. Bases 1 to 657 code for a protein of 218 amino acids. The record is from RefSeq and is a predicted model, not a curated record.
AUGCUGAGCAACAAGUGGGUAGCUACCGUUGCCAGUAUAUGGAUCCAAUGUAGCAUCGGCGCAUACACCUUCGGCAUCUACUCGUCGGCGCUCAACUCCAGUCAAGGCUACGACCAAUCUACCCUCGACACCGUUUCGGUCUUCAAAGACAUCGAAACGAAUAUUGGGGUUCUCUCCGGCCUCCUCCACUCAGCCAUCGCUAUCAAAAAUCGUCCUUCUCCAUCGUCGGCGACCCAGUUGGGUGGACCGUGGGUUGUACACUUGGCAGGUGCUUUCCAAUGCUUCGUGGGUUAUUUCUUCAUGUGGGUUGUGGUGGCCAGAGGCUUUCUUGCGCCUAGUGAAGCAGUAUCUAUUCGAGUAUACGACAUAUUUUGCGGAGGCAAUCCAGCCAAUUUCCUUCUUAUGCUUGCCUUAUUGUCUACAUUUAUCUCUCUGUUGCUCAUAUUUUCGGUGAGAACCUACGAAACAACCAGCACAGUUGAUGAUAAGAAACACUUGAAUGCUUUCUCUGCCAUUGCUCUAAUCAUUAUUGCUUAUCGAAUGAUAAUUAUAAUUUUGCAAAACUUCUUCACUUUUCCUUCAUGGGCACAAUUAUUUUCAUUUCUGCUUCUUCUGCUUCUACUCUUCUCUUCCAUAGACAGUGAUAACAGACAAUAA